UCCUUUCUGCUGCUGCUGCUUCUUCUGUCUCUCAACACCCCUGCUGCUGUGCCUGGCGGGAGGAAGACACUGCUGAGCCGCCAUGUUUCUCGCACUAGUGGUGACGCCAGAGCUCAGGGAGUUCCUGGCCAGAGCGAGAGGAGGAGCAUUGCGCCUCAUCAAGGUGCGCAUCCAAGACGAGCAGCUGGUGCUGGGGGCCUGCAGGGAGCCGGACCAGAGCUGGGACCAGGACUAUGACCACUUCCUGCUUCCUCUCCUGGACGACCAGGAGCCCUGCUACAUCCUGUUCCGCCUCGACUCCCAGAAUGCACAGGGCUACGAGUGGAUUUUCAUCUCGUGGUCUCCUGACCAGUCUCCAGUGAAACAAAAGAUGCUGUACGCUGCCACCCGCGCCACGGUGAAGAAGGAGCUUGGCGGCGGCCACGUCAAGUACGAGAUGUUUGGCACAGCAGAGGAGGACAUCUGUUUGCUGGGCUACCAACUUCAUGUGUCCUCCUGCUCAGGUCCUGCCCCGCUCACGUUAGCCGAGCAGGAGCUCCAGAGGAUCAAAAUCUCCGAGGUGAGAGAGGCUCAUAGUGUGUUUGCAUGCUGCCCCCUGCAGGUGAAGACAGAGAUCAGCGUGGAGACGAAGCACCAGACACUUCAGGGCCUCGUUUUCCCUCUGCAGGACACAGCCAGAAGAGCCCUGCAGCAACUGGCCCAACAAAAGAUCAACUACAUACAACUGAGGUUGGACGUAGAGAAGGAGAUCAUUGAGCUGGUCCAUUCCAGCCCGACAGAGACUCGAGAUCUGCCCAGCAGAGUUCCCAAAGACACUCCCAGAUAUCACUUCUUCCUCUACAAACACUCCCACGAAGGAGACUACCUGGUAUCUGUCGUGUUCAUAUACUCCAUGCCAGGGUACAGCUGCAGCAUCAAGGAGCGAAUGCUGUAUUCCAGCUGCAAGAGUCGACUACUGGAGGACGUGGAGAAAGAUUACCAGUUGGAAAUUGCUAAAAAGUUAGAGAUUGAUAAUGGAGAUGAACUGACAGAGGAGUUCCUGUACGACGAGGUCCAUCCUAAGCAACAUGCCCACAAACAGGCCUUUGCUAAGCCCCGCGGUCCGGCAGGGAAAAGGGGACACAAGCGUCUCAUCAAGGGGACAGGGCAGUCCUUGCAGAGCAGCUAGAUGUGGACAGAACCUCUCCUCCCAUGUUGUGCCUGUAGCUCCGAUCAUUUCGUCCCCAAACCCACUAACACCUCCAUCAAGCCCAGAGGGGGGAGCACGCUGAUAGAUUUCCUCUUUGUGUCCCGAAUUGCAAUAUACACAACAAAUAUGUUUUUAAUGGAAAUGUCUCUCUCUUUGAUUCUGUUUCUCUUUUCUGUCUUUGAUGAUAUGCCGCCGUAAAAUAAAACAACUAAAUGAUGAUAUACUUGCCGUUUACACCCAGUAGAGCACAAACCUCCACCAAGGCCCCUGUCAACACCAAAGGUUGGUACAGAGGCUGAAAGAACUCCUGUCAACCAGUUUGUGGAUUUGAAACAAACUUUAAACAAGCGUAUAUCUGUGCUCUAAACAUCCCCGACUUUCUUCCUCAAGAUCGAUUUAAUAAAGAUCAAGUUCCAUGCGUUAUUCUCCGGAUAAUCGUGGCAAAUGUCACAAAACUUAUCUCUGGAAUCUGUCUUCUUGUCUGGAUCUGCACAAAUUUGAACGGUUUCUUUCUUGGAUCCCUUUGUCCAACAAGUUUCGUGGAAAUCUGUGUUUGCGUAAUCCUGUUUACAAACCAAAACACAAAGUCCUUGGUGGAGGUAACAAUACGAAUACAAUAUCAAAGAAAGCAUGUGUCGAUGACCUCCUAUUUGUAAAAGAGUCCGAUUAUGCGGUGAUGGAGUUACUCCUCUGUCUUCCAUAUUGUUAUUAAACAUACAUAUGUCAUUUACACUGUUGUGGGCUACUGACAUGUACAUUCUUCAGA
Messenger RNA from Pleuronectes platessa (European plaice), 1955 nucleotides. RefSeq names its product twinfilin-2. Lineage: Eukaryota; Metazoa; Chordata; Actinopteri; Pleuronectiformes; Pleuronectidae. Gene Ontology annotation, molecular function: actin monomer binding; actin filament binding. Bases 83 to 1168 code for a protein of 361 amino acids. Gene Ontology annotation, cellular component: myofibril; actin filament; cytoplasm. The record is from RefSeq and is a predicted model, not a curated record. Gene Ontology annotation, biological process: barbed-end actin filament capping; actin filament depolymerization; positive regulation of neuron projection development. The transcript has 8 exons.